Molecule: messenger RNA, 624 nt
Organism: Mya arenaria
Lineage: Eukaryota; Metazoa; Mollusca; Bivalvia; Myida; Myidae
Product: histone-lysine N-methyltransferase SETMAR-like
Exons: 2
Coding region: 1-624 (207 amino acids)
Molecular function (GO): nucleic acid binding
Source: RefSeq, a predicted model, not a curated record
AUGUCACACGUGAGCGCUCGAUGGGUCCCUAGACUACUCACAGUGGAAGAAAAGGAUGUUCGAGUCAGAGAAUCAAGGACGUUCGUUCGAAAAGUUGGAAGGGAUCCGUCCUACCUCUCGCGAAUUAUAACAACAGACGAGACUUGGGUCCACUACUUUGAACCAGACAGUAAACAGGCAUCAAUGGUUUGGAAGCACGCCGACAGUCCACCUCCUAAAAAGGCGAAGGCAGUAAAGUCGAUGGGAAAGACGGUACGCCGCAAUCACAUGCAUGCCUUACGGAAGAAGCGCCCAGACAUGGCAGCUCAGAUUGAAAACGUAGUAUUGCACCAGGACAACGCCCCAAGCCAUACCGCUACGAACACACAAUUAGACAUCGAAGUGUUAGGGUUGCAGCAAGCUAUCCUUCCACCAUAUUCCCCCGAUCUUGCCCCAUUGGAUUUUCCACAGUUGAAGACAUUUUUGCGAGGAACACGAUUUAAUGAUAGAACUGAGAUUAGCCAUGCGAUACAAACAUUCAAUCGCACAUUAGACCGUGAUUGGUUCAUGAACGUUUAUGAGAACUGGGCAAGAAGCCACAAUAAGUGUAUCGCACAUCAGGCUGAAUACUUUGAGAAGGCAUAA